Rasamsonia emersonii CBS 393.64 is the source of this 711-nucleotide messenger RNA. RefSeq names its product 60S acidic ribosomal protein P0. The coding region runs from base 1 to 711 and encodes 236 amino acids. The transcript has 2 exons. Gene Ontology annotation, cellular component: preribosome, large subunit precursor; nucleolus. Gene Ontology annotation, molecular function: RNA binding. Gene Ontology annotation, biological process: ribosomal large subunit biogenesis; nuclear-transcribed mRNA catabolic process; ribosomal large subunit assembly. The record is from RefSeq and is a predicted model, not a curated record. NCBI's taxonomy places the organism in Eukaryota, Fungi, Ascomycota, Eurotiomycetes, Eurotiales, Trichocomaceae.
AUGCCUCUCUCCAAGCGCGCCCGGAUCGUCCACGAGUCCAAGACGACCAAGAAAAACCACAAGGAGCAGACGCGCCGGAUCUACGCCAACGUCCGCGAAUGCGUCGACAAUUGUUUACUAUCGCUAUUAUUAUUGUUUUGUGCUAACGUCUCGUCCAGCCUCUUCUUCGGCAAGACCAAAGUCAUGGCCGUCGCCCUAGGCCACACCCCGGAGACCGAAUACGCCCCGAACCUGCACCAGCUCUCCCCCUUCAUGACCGGCGCCAUCGGCCUCCUCUUCACCUCUCGCGAUCCCCAGUCCGUCCUCUCGUUCUUCGAGUCCUUCCGCCCGCUGGACUUUGCGCGCGCCGGCACCGUCAGCCCGCGCGACUUCGUCAUCCCCGCCGGCCUGGUGUACUCGCGCGCGGGCGAGAUCCCGCUCGAGGAGGACGAGCCCAUCAGCCACACGGUCGAGCCGACGCUGCGCCGGCUGGGCGUCCCCACGAAGCUGGUCAAGGGCAAGGUCAUGCUGGAGCUGAACGAGGGCGAAGAAGGGUACCCCGUGUGCCGGAAAGGUGAAACCCUCGACUCGAGACAGACCACGCUGCUGAAGAUGUUUGGCAUCGCGACGGCAGAGUUCCGCGUCUCCAUGAAGGCCCACUGGAACCGGAAGACGGGCGAAGUAACCGUUUUGGAGAAGAAAGAUGACGGAGAGAUGGAAGUCGAGCAAUGA